This is a messenger RNA of Plasmodium gaboni, 1911 nucleotides long. Its product is annotated as putative tRNA pseudouridine synthase. The transcript has a single exon. The coding region runs from base 1 to 1911 and encodes 636 amino acids. Lineage: Eukaryota; Apicomplexa; Aconoidasida; Haemosporida; Plasmodiidae. Gene Ontology annotation, molecular function: pseudouridine synthase activity; RNA binding. Gene Ontology annotation, biological process: tRNA pseudouridine synthesis. The record is from RefSeq and is a predicted model, not a curated record.
AUGAAUAUAUUUUUUCCACUACUUUUUUGUGUAAAGUUAAUUUUUUUAUUUUUUAAAUUAACAAUUAACGCUAAGAAAAUAAUUAAUAAAAAUAUAAAAAAUAAAACAUUCAUAUUAAAAAAGUCUAACAAUAUAAAUGGGAUUUAUUUUAUUAAUACAAAAUUAAAUAGAAUAGAAAAUAAAAAAAAUAAAAAUAAGAAAACGAAAUUAUUUUGUGAUCAUAAUGAUAAUGUCAAUAUAAUGGAACAACCAAAUAAUAGUGUCAAUAUAUCUAAGGAUAACAAUUCAUUUAUUUAUUUGAAUCGUAAGAAGUUGACAAACUUACUUCUAAUAGUUAAUUAUGAUGGUACAAAUUAUAAUGGUUGGACGGGAUUAGAAAAUAGUAGUGAAGUUUAUUUGAAUGCUCUACAAAAUUAUAAAAAUAGAAAAAAAACAGAACGUCAAAAAUAUAUAGAAAGAAAAAAAUAUACUACUGUUCAGAAUAAUAUUCUCGAUUGUAUAUUAAAAUUACAUGGAUAUAAAUAUAUUCACAAUAAUAAUAAUAAUGAACAUAUUUAUAAUAGUUAUGACAAUGAUGAAACAAAUAAUUCUAAUAGUGCUCAUCUUAAUGAUCAUAACCAAAAUAAUGUAAGUAAUAUUAUUAAUAAUAAACCAUUUGAAUUUAUUGGAGUUAGUAGAACUGAUAAAGGGGUACAUGCGAAAGAAUAUAUUUGUCAAUAUAUAUCAUAUGAAAAAGAACCACCAUGCGAUGGAAAUAUGGAACACAUAAAAAGAUCAUUGAACAGUCUAUUAAAUAAAGAUAUAAAAAUAUUAGCUGUGCUAAAAAGUCCACAUGAUAAUUUCAAUAUUAGAUUUCAUAAUUCUGGAAAAAUUUAUACUUAUAAUUUGGAUAUUAGAAAUCCUAGUCAACCCUUAGAAAGAAAUUAUGCGUGGCAGCUUUAUGACGAUCCAAGGUUUUUCUUCUUAUCAAAAAAAACAAAAAAACAUAACAAGGAAAAAACACAGAAUGAUAUACAUACAACGCUACAAACGUGUGCAACACCAGGGGAUGAAAAUGGUAUGAAGGGGUUAUAUAUAACUAGCAAAAAAGAAGAAGAUAUAAAAGAUAUUUAUGUCGAAGAGUUAACUCAUCUCUUUGAAGAAAAUUAUAUUAGUAAUGGAACAUAUGAUGAUGAAGUUAUGUCAGAUGAGACACAAAAUUAUAUAGGUGGUGACAUUAUAUCAAGUAAUAAUAUAUCAAGUAAUAAUAUAUCAAGUAAUAAUAUAUCUACUAAUAAUAUAUCUAGUAAUAAUAUAUCUACUAAUAAUAUAUCUAGUAAUAAUAUACCUAUUGAUAAUAUAUCUAGUAAUAAUAUACCUAUUGAUAAUAUUCCCCCUAGUAAUGAUCCCCCUAAUGAUAACCCAACAAGUGAUCCCCCCUUUUUUUAUGAUAAAAAUAUGAAAAGUUCAUAUAACGACAUAAGCCACAGUAUGAAGAUAAUAAAUAGAGAAAAAGAAAUACGGUCAGUAAUACCAUGUGAUAUUAAUAAAAUAAAAGAAUGUGCCAAGUUAUUUAUAGGACAUCAUAAUUUCGAAUGUUUUCGUGGAACAUUAAAAGGAACAGAGAAAUUAAGAAAAAUCAAUACUUACUGCACGAUUCAUUUUUUAGAUGUAUAUGAAUUAAAAAAUAAUUUAUAUCAAUUUGUUAUACAAGGGGAUCGAUUCUUAUAUCAUAUGAUUAGAAUUAUUGUAGGUACCCUAGUCCAAGUUGGUGUUGGUCUUUUAAAUAUUGAAGAUGUAAGAGAUGCGUUGCAUUUAUGUAAGCCUCUUAAAGUUAAAUUGUGUGCCCCUUCGCAAGGGUUAUGUUUGAAUAAAAUAUUAUUACAAGAGCCACUGGAUAAAUUAGUAGCUUCUGCUUUAAUAUCAAAUUAG